This is a messenger RNA of Haemorhous mexicanus (house finch), 2461 nucleotides long. RefSeq names its product zinc finger protein 501-like. NCBI's taxonomy places the organism in Eukaryota, Metazoa, Chordata, Aves, Passeriformes, Fringillidae. Bases 493 to 1896 code for a protein of 467 amino acids. The transcript is spliced from 2 exons. The record is from RefSeq and is a predicted model, not a curated record.
CGGCUGAAGCCGCGUCCGGGCGCGGUUCGCUCCCAGUUCCCUCCCAGCGCUCCCAGUACGAGCGGCACCGGCUGGGAAAGCGCUCCCAGUUCCCUCCCAGCGCUCCCAGUACGAGCGGCACCGGCAGGGAAAGCGCUCCCAGUUCCCUCCCAGCGCUCCCAGUUCCCUCCCAGUGCUCCCAGUAAGAGCGGCACCGGCUGGGAAAGCGCUCCCGGAACCCGCCCAGGACAGAGCGCGGCACUGCCCGGGCAGGGCUGGGAGCGGAGGAGGAGCGGGGCGAAGAGGAGGGACAGAGGAGGAGGAGGGAGAAACGAAGGAAGAGAAAGAGAAAGAGGAAGAGGAGGGACAGAGGAGGAGGAGAGAGAGAAGAAGGAGCGGGAGAAAGAGGAAGAGGAGGGACAGAGGAGGAGGAGGAGCAGCCCCAGCCCCGCUCCGGCCGCGGCUCGCCCGGAUCCGCCGGCAUCGCCCGCCCGGAGCCCGCCGGAGCUGGGCAUGGAGAGCAGCGAGGACAAAUCCCAUCGUGUCCUUGUCCUUCCUCGGCCAGAGCAGGAGCUGGGCAUGGAGAGCAGCGAGGACAAAUCCCAUCGUGUCCUUGUCCUCCCUCGGCCAGAGCAGGAGCUGGGCAUGGAGAGCAGCGAGGACAAAUCCCAUCGUGUCCUUGUCCUUCCUCGGCCAGAGCAGGAGCUGGGCAUGGAGAGCAGCGAGGACAAAUCCCCGCGGCGGCAGAACCUGGUGGCAGAGGCCGUUUGGAGCGGCUCCACGGCGCAGGAAGGCAGCGGGGAGGAGAAGCCGCGGAGAUCCCUCAGCAGGAGGGGCUGCAAAGGCAGAGCGCGGGGAUCCGAGGGGGAAAGAGCCAGCCUGGGCCGGGGAGGGGGUCAGAGCUCAGAGCUGGGGGUCCGUGAGCAGCUCCAGGAUGGAGAGAAGCCCCACAAGAGCUCGGAGCUGGGGGUCCGUGAGCAGCUCCAGGAUGGGGAGAAGCCCCACAAGUGCUCGGAAUGUGGGAAGAGCUUCAACAGGAGCUCCCACCUGAUGGUCCACCAGAGGAUCCACACCGGGGAACGACCCUACGAGUGUGGGGAGUGCGGGAAGAGCUUCAGCUCAAGCUCCAGCCUGGUUGUCCACCAGAGGAGCCACUCCGGGGAGAGACCCCACGAGUGUGGGGAGUGCGGGAAGGGCUUCGCCUCCACCUCCAACCUGAUUGUCCACCAGAGGAGCCACACUGGGGAGAGACCCUACGGGUGUGAUCAGUGCAAGAAGACCUUCCUGAGCUGCGGUGAUCUCGUCGUGCACCAGCGCUCCCACACGGACGAGAGGCCCUUCCACUGCCCCGACUGCAGCAAGGGCUUCAACCGCGUCUCCACCCUCAACAGGCACCGGCGCAUCCACUCCGGGGAGAAGCCCUACGGGUGUGAUCAGUGCCAGAAGAGGUUUCAGAGGCGCUUCCAUCUCCUCCGUCACCGUCUCGUCCACAGCGAGGAGAGGCCCUUCCGCUGCCGUGACUGCGGGAAGGGAUUCAGGCAGAACGCCACCCUCGUCGUCCACCGGCGCACCCACACCGGGGAGAAACCCUACGAGUGUCCCCAGUGUGGGAAGAGCUUCCGAGAGAGCUCCAACCUGACUGUCCACCUGAGGAGCCACACGGGGGAGAGGCCCUACGGGUGUGAGCAGUGCAAGAAGAGGUUUUACACCACGUCGGAUCUGCUCAAGCACCAGCGCUCGCACACGGAUGAGAAACCCUUCCGCUGUGCCGACUGCGGGGUGGGAUUCAGGCACAACUACGGACUCGUCAAACACCAACAAAUCCACACCGUGGAGAGGCCCUACGAGUGUGGGGAGUGUGGGAAGAGCUUUGCUAGAAGCUCUACCUUGGCCAGGCACCAAAAGAGCCAGCACUAAGGGCAGCCCUGGCUGGGAAGAGCUUUGUGGUCUGCUCCAUCCUACAAGGAUCUGCUCUGGAUGGUCUCCAGUGAGCCCAGGUGGGCAGAGCCCAGGUGAGCCCUGUUGGGAGGACACCUGGCUGGGGGCUCCUCAUCCUCCUGCCCAGGUGGGCAGAGCUCCGUUGAUCUGUGUUUGAUGGACACCUGGCUGAGGGCUCCACAUCCUCCUGGUUCCUCAUGGUCACAUCCGCAGUCCAAGAUCCAAAAUCCAUUGUGGAGAGCAGAUUUGUCAACUUCCAAGCCCAGAAAAAUCUCAUUUUUCCCCUCUUUUGGUGGUCUUCAGCAACUCUAGAUAGCCUUGGAUGGCAUCUCCACCAUCAAUCCAUCCCCCACAGGAGGAUCUGCUCUGGAUGGUCCCCAGGGAGCCCAGGUGGGCAGAGCCCAGGUGAUCUCUGUUGGAGCACACCUGGCUGGGGGCUCCUCAUCCUCCUGGCUCCCCUGGCCUGGAUUUCCUUUCCAUUUCCCUUUGUCCUUUCCAAACACCCAAACCUGGAGUUCACAAUAAAGAUGUUGAACUGAAACAA